UACGGCCCACCCAAAAACCCAAUUCAUUACUUUUCUUUUGUCGUCUUCGAUAAUCAUUUCUACAGCACCCAUAGCAUGUGCUCCCCUUUAAUCCCACCAUUAACACCCCCCCACCCGACACCCCCACCUACCCUACCAUCCCCCACCCCCUUAAUCCAGGGAAUAAAAAGACUUUCUAUAUCCUUUGAUUUUCACAAUUCAGAUCUACCGAUGAAGCGGCAAUUCGACGCCGGAGGAACCGAUUGCGAUAAUUUCACCGGCGGCGAUGAGUUGAAGAAGAUGAAGAAGGAGCUUUUAGAGUCGGAGGAACAGAUAAAGUUACCGAUGAAAAGGCAAUUCGACGCUGAAGAAGCUGACUGUACAAUCACCGUCUCCGGCGACUUGAAGAAGAGGAUGAAGAUGAAGCAGGUUAUAGAGUCGCCGUCGGAGGAAGGAGAAGAAGCGGAAGCGGUGUUGUUAGAUGAGAAUCUAUUGUACGAAGUACUGAAACACGUUGACGGGCGCACGUUAGCUACGGCGGCGUGCGUUAGCAAACAGUGGAAUCAGACGGCGUUAGAUGAGCGGCUAUGGGAGCUGAUCUGCACAAAGCACAACCGUAACCAACAGCAACAGCUCCGAGCCGUCGUCCUUGCUCUCGGCGGCUUCCGGCGUCUCUACUCACUUUACCUCUGGCCACUCUCGAAGCCGUCGCCGUCGCCGUCGCCGUUGCCAUCAUCUUCGACUCCUCCAGCUUCCGCUUGGCCUUGCCUACCUCCGGCCCCUUCUCGGCCGUUAAAAUACGCCGCUACGAACACUCGAUGGGGAAAAGACGAAGUCAAUCUCUCGCUAUCGCUGCUAUCAAUUCGGUAUUAUGAGAAGAUGAAUUUCAAAGCUAAUAAAUCAAGUUAAUUGAUAUAUUAUAUAUUCAAUUUCGUAAUUUUAACAUUAUAUUAUCCUAAUUUUUCAGCUUAUGGUUUGCGUUUUACUGUAUUGAAUCAUUUAUGCUUAGAUCUAUAUCUCUUAUGUAUCAUAUGUACCCUUUUGAUUUUCCAUGUAAAUUGAGGACUGAUUAAUUCAAGUUGUGAUGCUAAUUUAUAUUUUAA
Molecule: messenger RNA, 1082 nt
Organism: Solanum dulcamara
Lineage: Eukaryota; Viridiplantae; Streptophyta; Magnoliopsida; Solanales; Solanaceae
Product: F-box protein GID2
Exons: 1
Coding region: 76-888 (270 amino acids)
Biological process (GO): regulation of gibberellic acid mediated signaling pathway
Cellular component (GO): SCF ubiquitin ligase complex
Molecular function (GO): protein binding
Source: RefSeq, a predicted model, not a curated record